UGUCCAGACGUCCAGUCCUAGCCGAUUCGUCUUCCUCCUCUUUGGUUCUUGAUUGACAUACAUUAACAGCGUCAGAACUCAGAGGAACAGAGCAUUGUUUCUGCAGAGUUUUUGCUAGCCCUUCCCGCAACUCGAUCAUGAGCUACCAGCAGGGCUACCCGCCGCCGGGCACCGCAGCAGCGUACCCUCCGCCGGGCCAGCAGCAGGCCUACGUCGCGCCGCCGCCGGCUGCGUACCAGCAGGGCCAGCAGUACCCUCCGGCCGGCGGCGACACCACCAGCCGCGGCGGGCACGGCCACGGCGGCGAUGGGUUCUUGAAAGGAUGCUGCGCCGCGCUGUGCUGCUGCUGCCUCCUCGACGCCUGCUUCUGAUCGAGCUUGACCCAUCUUGUUCGACCGUCACGAUCAGGCGCGGCAUAUAGAGUAUACUGUAGUACAGUAUAUUUUUUUUUAGGUUGCCGUGUUGAAUACUAGUCCCAGAACACGAUUUCUUGCGUGUGAUGGUGUGCGUUGCUCCAUUCGUACGAUUCAGAUAGAGAGGGACGUGUGAGAUUCAUCUAGUGGCCUUAUUGAAUAAAAUGCAUAUUUCUCUUGGUGUUAUUUACCUUGUUGGUAGCGAUGAUCGAAUCAUUCGCGGGUCUUACAGUGAAUAACUUCACAAUAAUUGUUGCAAACUUUGUGCAGUUAACCUGAUGUUGUAAUGUUGUUGAUCCAUUUGAAUCGUACAAUAAUUUCACAAA
Triticum dicoccoides is the source of this 739-nucleotide messenger RNA. Its product is annotated as cysteine-rich and transmembrane domain-containing protein WIH1-like. Gene Ontology annotation, cellular component: plasma membrane. NCBI's taxonomy places the organism in Eukaryota, Viridiplantae, Streptophyta, Magnoliopsida, Poales, Poaceae. The coding region runs from base 138 to 371 and encodes 77 amino acids. The transcript is spliced from 3 exons. The record is from RefSeq and is a predicted model, not a curated record.